AAUCAGCCCACCGUGGCCGUCCGACUGCUCUCCCCGCCCCUCCCCAUCACUGCCGCAGACAGACGGCCAGCCAUGUCCCACGUCUGGCAGCGCCACCCGCGCUACGCCCUCCUCGUCGCCUUCGUCCUCCUAGGCACCUUCCUCUUCCUCAACCCCUUCUCUGACAGCAGCGACCUCUCCUCAAACCCGAGCGCGUUCGCCGCGUACAUCCGGGACACUUCCCUCCCAGCAAAGCUCGCCCGUGCAGAGCAGGUGUACACCAAGACCCUCAAGUCCAGGCAGGAGCUGAUUCACAGGCAUGGCCCGACCGCCCACGAUAUCCUUAUGUUCCCUCCAGACCGCGAUCCGUGGCCUGCCUACACCGUCUGGAGUUUCUUCCCGCCAACAUUCGACUGUCCGCAUGAGACGGAGCGCGUAGGCUCACUAGGCGAUGGUGGAAAGUGGACUUGCGGACUUUCACGGCUAGAGCACAAGCCAGAAUGUGUGGUAUACUCGUUCGGCACGAACUACGACGUCUCGUUCGAGUCGGAGCUACUCGACCGCACGCGGCGGUGCCAGAUCUACGGAUUCGACAUCCGCGAGGCCGCCGCCUUUGGAGGGGCGCUGCGUUCCUCGCCUCGCGCGCACUUUAUGCAUGCGGGGUUGUCGAGUGUGGAUAAGCAUGGGCCGGAGGAUGUGCAUAAGUUGUAUACGCUGGAGAGUUUGAUGCGGCGGAAUGGCCACGCAUACAUCGAUAUUUUGAAAGUCGAUCUUGAGGGCGCCGAAUUUGAUGUGCUCACGCGCCUCCUUGCACCGUACCUCUCCUCGGGCGCGCCUUUGCCCUUUGGCCAGCUACUCCUCGAAAUUCACACGUGGGAGAAGACGUUUGCGGAGGUUUUGAGCUUUUGGGAGACGCUUGAGGGGGUCGGUCUGAGGCCCUUCGCGACUGAGGUCAAUCUGGUGUAUCAGAACUAUAACCGGGGGAAGGAUACCGAUUUGGCUGAGUACUCGUUCCUCAACAUCAAGGGCGACAGCAUCUUCGUCGCCGACCCGCCGGUUGCUGAUGCGGACGCGGAGACGCGCGCGCGCCGGUGACCUGCCGGAUUUUCGGCCUCUGUGCCGGCCCCAGCCGGGCGGGCCGCGUUCGCGUCACGUGGAAUGUAGCAAUGUAUAUAAACGGACCGCAUUAUGCUGUAUCACACUUGACUUGGGGUGGAAGGAAGGGGGAGAAGGGCGUGAACGCGGCGCGAUGCGGCUGGCUGGGGAAUGUGGCGGGAAAUGCUGUGAGGGAGAGGGCGAGGAAAGAGGAAGAUGGUCGGCGGAUAUACCUGUUCAAGAAUUUAAUAUAUCUUGCAUUGCACCGUACAUACUAACCCUGUCGUGCACAUGUAGUGUCUAGCAUGGAUAUCGAUGAGACGUAGAUAUGCGCUGUAUCCGAUGUCUCUUUCCUCUGAAAUUUUGCUUGAGC
This is a messenger RNA of Coniophora puteana RWD-64-598 SS2, 1447 nucleotides long. RefSeq lists its product as uncharacterized. NCBI's taxonomy places the organism in Eukaryota, Fungi, Basidiomycota, Agaricomycetes, Boletales, Coniophoraceae. The record is from RefSeq and is a predicted model, not a curated record. The transcript is spliced from 6 exons. Bases 73 to 1074 code for a protein of 333 amino acids.